Papaver somniferum (opium poppy) is the source of this 597-nucleotide messenger RNA. RefSeq names its product beta-carotene isomerase D27, chloroplastic-like. Gene Ontology annotation, molecular function: iron ion binding. NCBI's taxonomy places the organism in Eukaryota, Viridiplantae, Streptophyta, Magnoliopsida, Ranunculales, Papaveraceae. The record is from RefSeq and is a predicted model, not a curated record. The transcript is spliced from 7 exons. Bases 1 to 597 code for a protein of 198 amino acids.
AUGUUGGAUGGCCAACCGCGGGCAGCUGGGCAUGAUUCGCUAAUGGGUAAAAAUAACCCAACAACUGUAUUCUCAACGGCUGCUGAAAAGGAGAGGGUACCAAGAGUGGGUACCAACCAUAGGGCAUAUGAUUCGCUAAUGGGUGAAAACCCAACAACUCUACUUCCAACGGCUGCUGAAAAGGAAAGGACACAAAUUAAGGUAUUGAUACCAGAAUCAAAGUUCAAGAGAGAAUUUUUUGCUACUUUCACCACCCUAUUUUUCGCUUGGCUGGUUGGACCUUGCCAGGUGAAGGAAUCUGAGAUAGAAGGAAAAAUGGAGAAGAAUGUAGUUCACAUCCCCAAAUGCAGGCUCUUGGAGGAGAGCAAAUGUGUAGGGAUGUGCGUAAACCUGUGUAAGAUGCCAUCGCAGAAGUUUAUUAAGGAUUCAUUUGGAACUCCUAUCUAUAUGAAACCCGAUUUUGAUGACAUGAGUUGCGAAAUGUUCUACGGACAGGAUCCUCCCGCAGCAGUAGAUGAUCCAGCAACCAAGCAACCAUGCUAUAAGAUACUAUGCAUAGCAAAGCAAAAGCAAACUCGUGUUUGUUCCACUUCGUAA